Molecule: messenger RNA, 1261 nt
Organism: Penaeus chinensis
Lineage: Eukaryota; Metazoa; Arthropoda; Malacostraca; Decapoda; Penaeidae
Product: pre-mRNA-splicing factor CWC22-like
Exons: 2
Coding region: 129-989 (286 amino acids)
Source: RefSeq, a predicted model, not a curated record
UGUACGCACUGGCACUGUCAUAUCUACUUGUUGCAUAAGGAAAGUAGACCGUAGUAGAGUGCCCACCGGAGUCUACCUAACGACAGGGCCAUUGGAUAGUGGCACCGUUGGCACCUGGAGCGAGAGCCAUGGAAGACGGCGGAAAGCGCAGGACCCUUCCUCCCGUGGCCCUACCCCUGCCGGAUUACGGGCGUCCGAACGUCCCCCUGCCGGAUUACGGAAGGCCUAACAUGCCCCUUCAAGAUUACGGACGUCCCAACAUACCAUUGCCGGAUUAUGGGAAGCCUAACAUACCGCCUGGGGAUUAUAAUGGACGGCAUCGGGGUGAUCUGGAUUACAGGCAGGAUGAUCCAUAUCAAAGAAGAAGUCUGGAUGAUGGGUAUGCUAGGACGGGGUAUGCUUCGGGGUAUGACUAUGAGGAAAAUGAUACGGCUUCGAGAGGCGAUUUGAGAGGACCUAGCGAGGGAUAUAGAAGGUCUGUGUCGGACACGGGAUAUGACAGGCCUGCGUCCUACGAGGCAUAUGACAGGUAUGCGUCCUACGAGGCAUAUGACAGGUAUGCGUCCUACGAGGCAUAUGACAGACCUGCGUCCUACGAGGCAUAUGACAGACCUGCGUCCUACAAGGCAUAUGACAGGUCUGUGUCCUACGAGGCAUAUGACAGACCUGCGACCUACGAGGCAUAUGACAGGCCUGCGUCCUACGAGGCACAUAACAGGCCUGCGUCCUACGAGGCAUAUGACAGGACUGCGUCCUACGAGGCGUAUGACAGGCCUGCGUCCUACGAGGCAUAUGAACAGCAUGGCCGAGAUGGCAGGCCAUUAUACCCAGGGCCAUCACACUACCCGCAACGUCCCAGGUCACCUGAAACCCCUAGACCACAUCCUCCUCACGAAAGACCUAGGUCAGCACUCUCUCAUGAAAGUCCUGGGUCAUCCUAUUUUCCUGAAAGUUCUAGGUUAUCCUAUUUUCUUGGAAGUCCUAGGUAACCCUAUUUUCCCGAAAGUCCUAGGUCAUCCCUUUUCCUGAAAAUCAUGGGUCAGCAUAUUCCUGAAAGUCUUGUGCCGCAACAUUUUUUUUUCUUUUCCUGAAAGACCUAAGUCACCAAGCUUUCCUGAAACCCCAACACCCCGGGCUAUACGGCAAGGUCCGAGGGAAAUAGAUAAUCCUGAAGAACUUACACAUUAGUGCAUUUUGUGAGUUAUAAUGUGAUUUAUAAUGCAGGACAUAUGUAAUAUAUUGUACACAGAUUAGUUAGGAA